Molecule: messenger RNA, 1736 nt
Organism: Wyeomyia smithii (pitcher-plant mosquito)
Lineage: Eukaryota; Metazoa; Arthropoda; Insecta; Diptera; Culicidae
Product: protein odd-skipped-related 1-like
Exons: 2
Coding region: 347-1660 (437 amino acids)
Biological process (GO): regulation of transcription by RNA polymerase II
Molecular function (GO): RNA polymerase II cis-regulatory region sequence-specific DNA binding; DNA-binding transcription factor activity
Source: RefSeq, a predicted model, not a curated record
UUUCUUAGGGUGACCGUCUUGCCCGUUGUUCCCCUACUGGGAGAGUAUCGAGGAUUACAAUAGAUAUUUUGCACUAAACAGGCAUCUGUUGUGAAAAAGCAGUACAUUCUGGUGUUGCUUUUGGCGCAUUUAGUUUUGACAUACGUUCGUAGAUUCCUGUUUGUUUAAUGGGCAAAUUAAGCAUAGUUAAAUGUGCUACAGUAAAAACAUUUUUGGUUGUAUCGUUCUGACUCUGGUUUCUUACUACCUAGAAAAAAAAAAACUGUAUAGAAACUUGAUUGACAUUUCUACCUAGUGCUAGCUUGUGUUUAAUUCCCAGUCCAGUUAUUUGUUUAUCCCUCUACACAUGAGUACGAGAGCAGUUUUGUUUGCCGGAAAAGAAAAAUUACCAAUGGAAUCCCAGGAAAACCAACAACAUAUCCCAUUCGAAGGACACGAUAUCGUUUCACAGCUGUACAGUUUCAGUCCGUACGUUCCUGUUAAGCAAGAGUACACCUACAAACAGUUUGAUCAAGAUGACCAGGGAAUAUAUUCAGAUAUACCAGUAUAUCCGACGGAUGUGCAGUUCCACGAUAGCGUUUCUCACUAUCAAAACCCGAUGCAAUACUAUACGAAUAGUGCUAUAGCCGUGAAGCCCGACCCUCCGUAUGUGAACCAUGUAUACGAUUGGCUAGGUCUCACGCCAGCUUCAAGAUUAGCUUACCGACCGGUCGAUUUUUCGAUUAUCCGAGAGCGCCAUUGGGACAACAUGUCGGAAGUGUCUGAAUUACCGUCGGAAGCUGGGUACAACGUGCCAACACCAGUGGUGUCACCAGAUCUAGAUUGUACGCCGCAACAGUUUGCAGCCGUUUUACAAAUACCUUUCAGUAGAUCGGAAUCAUCGAUUACACCACCAAACUUGAUCCCUGACGAUGUUGUGCCUAUGGUAAUCAACGAAUAUGUGGAACAAACGCCCGCGGUUCAGCUCGAAUCUGACCUGCCACCAGCCGGAAAGCGAAUAAAGAUUGAAAUUGCAGAUGUUCCAGAAUAUUGCGAAAUUGUGGAAAUUCCUUCGUUUGGACAGAAUGAGGUUAGGCAAGAAAAUUCUCCAUCAACAUCACUUGACAGUCAAACCUUGUAUCAAAUAAUGAGUUCUCCACUUGACGUUGGUGUUACCACUAGUAGCUCCUCGAGUGUGGACAGUGCCGAGCACUCCAAGGAGGUAUCUUCGACGAACAAUCAAUCAACAAGCAAACGCAAAAAAUCAAAGCCUCACCAUCGCAAACGAGUGCGCGCUAAUCAUGGAAAUUUUCACUGUGAAAAAUGCAACCGGUACUUCCUAAAGCAGAAUGGCUUUACACAGCAUAUGGAUGUGUACCACAACGGACCGCGGCCUUACGUGUGCAGAACUUGUGGUAAAAGUUUUCGGCAACAUGACCGACUCCAGGAGCACGAAAAAUGCCAUCUGGAUCAGGAUAAACCGUUCAACUGUCCGGAGUGCCCGAAGGGCUUCCAGCACACCCAGGCACUGGACAGGCAUUACAUUUUGCACCACGCGAAACCAACGAUCCAGUGCAGCGUUUGUGGGAAAGGAUUCGUUCGGAACGAUCAUCUGAUCGCCCAUUUGGUGUCGCACGAAAGGAAGACUGUUAGGAUGCCCAAGAAGAAAGACAGCGAGUGAUUGUGUGUAUGUAAAACAAUAGUGUAAAAUGUUUUUUUUUAAUUAAGAAUUAAAAAUAAAUUCACCAGACUAUUUA